CAAUGUUUCACCCCAUUUUUUCAUAUUACAUUAGCUAGAAAGAGAGAGAGAAAAAAAAGUGGCUAAAAUGGUAAGAGCUCCAUGUUGUGAGAAAAUGGGGUUGAAGAAAGGGCCAUGGACUCAAGAAGAAGAUCAAAUUUUGAUAUCUUUUAUUCAAAAAUAUGGACAUGAAAAUUGGAGGGCACUUCCUAAACAAGCAGGUUUAUUAAGGUGUGGAAAAAGUUGCAGAUUAAGGUGGACAAAUUACUUAAGGCCAGAUAUUAAAAGAGGAAACUUUAGUGAGGAAGAAGAAGAAAUCAUCAUUAAGCUACAUAAACUUCUUGGAAACAGAUGGUCUGCAAUUGCAUCAAGGCUGCCAGGAAGAACAGAUAAUGAAAUAAAGAAUUUUUGGCACACUCACUUGAAGAAAAGAUUAGAACAACACAAUGAUCUAGCAUCUACUACAACUACCAAAAAAGGGCAUGAAAUGACAACAAAUGUUACACAAAAUAUUGAAGAGCAUCAUAUAAUUUCUUCAAAUUAUUAUCAAGAUUCACAAAAUAUUGUUGCCUAUCAUCCAACUUCAUGCCAUGAUCAAGAAGAUCUUCAAGAAAAUAAUUCAAGUUCUCAUGACACUCAAUCAAACAAGGAGGAGAACAUGCAAUAUUCAACAAAUUAUGGACAUGGGGACAUGACUAGGUUCAACAAUGAUAUGUUUUUUUGGUAUAAUGUCUUCAUGAGUUCCGGAAACAACGCGUCUGAUGAGAUCAAUUAGAGGCGUAUUUCAGGAUCAAGAGCCAGAAGGUUCACAAAAUAAGUGUGAUUUUAUUAUGUAUAUGUUUGAAUUUUUUCGUGUGAUAUGUAGACAUAUAGUUUGAGGCGAAAAUCUUAAUGGGCUUGGUUCAGUUGAACUCACAGAAAUCGCUCUAGACCCUGCCGCUAAAUUACUAAUUAUGAGAGUUGUAGUUCUACAA
Molecule: messenger RNA, 953 nt
Organism: Solanum dulcamara
Lineage: Eukaryota; Viridiplantae; Streptophyta; Magnoliopsida; Solanales; Solanaceae
Product: transcription factor MYB14-like
Exons: 3
Coding region: 68-754 (228 amino acids)
Source: RefSeq, a predicted model, not a curated record